UCGCUCCAUGACAUUUAGUACGAUAUUAUUAAACCUGUUUAAAGUGUGCUAUCUGAUGUUAUUAUUUACAUUUAUGAAAUAAAACAAAAUGGUUAUCGCUAUAAACAAUUAUUUGGUGACUAUUUUCGUUCAGUGCGACGCCUCAUGAUUGAGUAGGACUCGAACAAAUAAACUGUUGGUAGUGCAUCUUAUAAAAUUAAAUAUUAAUCAAAAUGUGUGUUAAAAUCUUAUAAUUAUUCUUUAGACUGGUUUUUAAUACUAUACUCCUAAAUAAUAAUUAAUCUUUACAACAACAAAAAAUUUAAAUUUAACUUUUUAAUUCAAGUAUUCUCGAGAGAUAUUCCCUAGGCAGUGCAUUCAAUAAAAAAAACAUUUGCUUUUUUCUGUUGUGAAUUGGACCAAGAAAGCUUUUAAAGCGUAUCGUAAAUAAGUUGUAAAUAAAAUUAAUUACCCUAACGUAAAUGUUUAUAACGUGCUGAGAUGAAUGAAGUGUUUAUAGAUGCAGGGUCGCGGCUGCGGUAAAAUUUGCGGCGAUAUAAAAAACCAUAAGUGCACCACAGGCAUAAAAACUAAAAUUCCUUGUUCAGUUAAUGCUAAUAAAAAUAUAAUGUAAAGGAUGGACAGUUUUCGAGAAGCGUGAUAUUUUAUUUGUGUUUAUGCGAUAUUUUUAAAUGAAAAUGGUUACGAUGAAUUCAUCGGAGAAGGUGGCACAGAAGGCGUGUCAGCAGGGAACGUCCAGAGACAGUUCGAAAUGCUCGAAAGAAGAGAAGGAGAAAGAGAAAGAGAAGGAGAAGAAGGAGAACGUGAUAUCGAACCUUCCGCCUAACGUUCAGGCGCUGAUAGCAACCAUACCCUCGCCAGAAGACUCGCCUAACUACCUCAUAUAUAAGAAGAUGGAAGCCUUGAUAGAAAAAAUGCAAGACGAGGUGACCGGAGUGCAGGUCAGAACUGUGAAGAGUUUCAUGAGCAAGAUACCGUCAGUGUUCACAGGGUCGGAGCUGGUGUCGUGGCUGUCGCGGCACCUGCAGCUGGAGGAGUCAUGGGAGGCACUCCACCUGGCACACCUGCUCGCGGCCCACGGAUACCUCUUCCCCAUCGAUGACCACUGUCUCACUGUCAAGAAUGACAACACUUAUUAUAGGUUCCAAACGCCAUAUUUUUGGCCAUCCAACCAAUGGGAGCCGGAAAAUACUGACUACGCGGUGUACCUGUGCAAGCGCACGAUGCAGAACAAAGCUCGUUUAGAGCUGGCGGAUUACGAGGCGGAAUCCCUCGCGAGACUACAGAAGAUGUUCAGCAGGAAGUGGGAGUUCAUAUUCAUGCAGGCGGAAGCUCAGAGCAAGGUUGGACAAAAACGCGAUAAAUUGGAAAGGAAAGUGCUCGACAGUCAGGAGAGAGCGUUUUGGGACGUACACCGACCUAUGCCCGGGUGCGUGAACACAACAGAACUGGACCCUCGGAAGUUGUCGCGCAUAAACGCGUUAAAAGAGAAACGGAAGAAGCAAUGCCAGGAGUUGAUACAGCAGCAUAAUUUAAAGAACAACCCGAUAGUAACAAUAACGAACCCACAAGAGAGCGAGGAGGAGAUACAGAAGAAGAACGCAGAAGUAGCCAUCAAGGAGAAUGGCGAGCCCUCGCAGCCGGCCGGCAGCCCCGCGCGGGGGCCGGCGCCGCUGUCGCAGCAGAUCGAGUCGGCGCGGCGCCAGCUCGCCAUGCUGCGCGCGCGCAUGGAGCGCCGCAACGUGCGCGUCAGCAAGGUCGCGGACAUGUUCAUAGCAUACUGCGAGCAGUACGCGGAGUACGACGCGUUCCUGACGCCUCCAGAGUGGCCCAACCCCUGGAUCAACGACACCACAGAGCUCUGGGACCAGGAGAAGCAGUCCAAGGAGCCGCUGCCGCCGCGGCGCGUGCGGCGCUGGGCGUUCGGCCUGCGCGAGCUGCUGCGCGACGCCGCCGGCCGCGAACACUUCGCCAGGUUCCUCUCCAAGGAGUUCAGCGGCGAGAACCUCAAGUUCUGGCUGGCGGUGCAGGAGCUGAAGUCGUUGCCGAUCCGCCGCGUGGCGGCGCGCGCCUCCGAGAUAUGGAAGGAGUUCCUCUCCUCCGACGCGCCCUCGCCCGUCAACGUCGACGCCGCCAGCAGGGAAUUGACUCGGGUGAAGGUGGAGUCUGGCAUGCCGGAUAGAUACUGCUUCGACCAGGCGCAGGCGCACGUGUACCAUCUGAUGAAGUCGGAUAGCUACUCGCGAUACCUGAGGUCCGACAUGUACAAGGAGUACCUCAACGGGUCCAAGAAAAAGACAUCAGUAAAGGGCAUUCGGUCGAUCGUGUCGUUUACCGGACGUAAGGAGACGUCGUCGAACUAAACGCGGACGUCUGAUGACGUCGGUCAUUUUAUGAAGACGCGGCCCACUACUUUUAGAGAGGGGGUCUAGCGAGGAAACAGAAUUGAUCCAAGCCCAGGCUUCGAAUAUAUAUCGUGGUGUGAAUGCACUUAUGCUGCUCACACUCCAAGCUAUUAGGGAAAGAAGUGAAGCGCGUUUUCGUCGAUGACAUAAUAUAUACAUACCUACCUAUUUAUUAAACAAACUAUUUGUUGAUAGGAAAACCGUUACAAACUCGUUCGAUUUUCAAAUUUAAAUAGGUGCCAUUAAGAUAUACUUAUUUAUUAAACAAACUUUUUUUGAUAAGAAAAACGUUACAUUCGAUUUUCAAAUUGAAAUAAGUUCAAUAACACAACAGCUUCGUGUAUUGUUAAAAAUGGCCGAUAAACUAAAAUGCACAGCCAAUGUGUUAUUCGUUCCGUAUAAAUGUAUCUUCGUGUAAUUAGUGUAUGUAUAUAGAAUAAAUGGAGAUAAAUGGAUGACAUAAU
Molecule: messenger RNA, 2869 nt
Organism: Manduca sexta (tobacco hornworm)
Lineage: Eukaryota; Metazoa; Arthropoda; Insecta; Lepidoptera; Sphingidae
Gene: RSG7
Product: regulator of G-protein signaling 7
Exons: 17
Coding region: 672-2363 (563 amino acids)
Biological process (GO): regulation of G protein-coupled receptor signaling pathway; intracellular signal transduction; G protein-coupled receptor signaling pathway
Source: RefSeq, a predicted model, not a curated record